CUAAGGGGACUUCCGCUCUCAUCUGAAAGCAGCACGAACAUACAGCAGUGUGUCACGCUGAAAACAGGGCGAGAGAAUGAAAAUAGAAAAGAAAAAAAAGUGUGGUUGUCCAUUUCCUGUCAAAACCUUUUGUCUGCUGAUGUUGAGAGCAAGAACUAGGAAGAGAAACUCAAUGCUCGCUGUUCGGUCUAGUCACCGGUAGUUCAGUGGAGAUCUCUCGUUCUCUUCCAGGGUCUCUUUCUAUUCGACUUUCAUUUUUUUUAACGGUUUGUUCCAUGAGUAUAUGAGGCCAUGAAGCGAGCAUCGAAGGGGAAAGGUCAGGAGAAUGUGGGCAGCUCUCUGCUCAGUCCACAGGAGAACGAGAGGCUGGAGGAUCUGCUGGGCAGGAGGUGCGUGUCUCUAUCCUCAGGGGUCGUGCAGUUACUCAUGGCCCUUCCGAGUGAGCCCAACCGCUGGACACCACAGCAGUCCGGAGUAGUUUGUUUCGUCAAAGACAGCACUCUGCGCUCCUUUUUCAUCCGUCUAUAUGACAUCAAGGCAGGGAAGAUGGUUUGGGAACAGGAAAUAUAUAACCAACUGAUGUACCAAAGGACCAGGCCUUUUUUUCAUACUUUCCCUGGAGACGACUGUCAAGUGGGGCUGAACUUUGCAGAUGUAGGAGAGGCUGAAAAUUUCUUUUCUGUAGUGGAAGACAAGAUCAGCCAGAGAAAUAGUCGUUUUGAGAAACAACAGAAAAAGGGACACGAAUCUAGAGAUCAUGGAGCUUUGCCACCACUUCCUCGACCAAAUGGCUCCGGCAUGCCCUCUUCUCCCAUGCUUCCACUGGUACCAAGUAUUAUUCAGAACCAAAUUAUCCCUUCCAAAUCAAAGAAAGACAAGAAAGAGAAAGAGAAAGACAAAAAAAACAAAAAGAAAGGAUCCAAACUGUUGAAGGGAGAUAUUGGAGCACCCAGUGGAUUCACGCAUGUCGGCCACCUUGGCAUGGGUUCCAACAGUUUGGACCCGGAUCUGGUGAAACUUCUGUCCUGUGCUGGGAUCAGUGAAGCGGAUAUGAAUGACUCAGAAACCUCUCAGCUCAUUUAUGAUGUCAUUGAGCGUUCAGGUGGAAUGGAGGCUGUUAAAAAGGAGGCGAACAUGAAGGAGUCUGCUCUCCCUCCUGUUCCCGGUGGACAUCGUGGUUCUCUUCCCCAAGUUCCCCAAUCUGGGUACUCUUCAGCGCCACCUCCACUACCUCAAGGUCGAAUGGGGCCUCUACCGCCUGUCCCAGGUCAGUCCUCUGGUCCACUUGCUCAUCGAGGUUCCCUUCCACCAACACCUGCAAGAGCAGCCGCUGCACCUCCCACCCCUGAAGGCCGCGGCGUGUCUCUGUCAACCCGAUCGGCAUCAUUAGGCCCCCUGCCACCAGUUCCUGCCGGGGGCCGUACUGGACCCUUGCCUCAACCUCCAGUAUCCCAGAGCGCAAACUUACCUCCCCCACCUGGAGGUCGGAGCGGAGGUUUACCCCCACCACCACUUCCAGGAGAACGCAGGGAGUCUUUAGCCCCCGUUCCAGGAAAGAGACCUGGAUCACAAAUGAAUGAAAGACGAGGUAGUUUUCUGCCGCCCCAACCUGCUGGGGCAACUCCACCACCACUACCACCGGGUGUGAGGAACGCACCCUUACCCCCACCUCCGAGAGACAAUAGUGUAUGUUUCCCACCUCCGCCUCAAUCCGAUAUGCCAUUACCUCCUCCCCCAUCUGAUUUCUUCCCUCCUCCACCUUGUGACUCAUUUCUUCCUCCUCCACCUGAAGACUUUACUGAUUCUUUGCCUCCACGUCGUUCUUUUGAAUCCAACUUUCCUCCCCGAGGCAAUUCCUCAGGCUUUGCCCCUCCACCUCCUCCAGUCUCAUCCAAACCCAGUGCAGGCGGUCCGCCUCCACCACCUCCUCCUCCCCCUCCCGCUGCUCCUCCUCCAGUGCACUUUGGAAGCAACCCCUCAUCUCCAAGUGGUCCGCCACCUCCAGCAUCCAGCGGUGGGGAAGGGGGUAGAGGAGCAUUACUUGCCCAGAUACAAACAGGCAUGAAACUCAAAAAGGUGGCCACCAACCCAGAACCACCUACACCUACCGUGGAUACAGAAGAGGGUAUAGUUGGAGCUCUCAUGAUGGUGAUGCAGAAGAGGAGUAAAGUCAUCCAUUCAUCUGAAGAGGACGAUGAAUUUGAUGAUGAUGAGGACGACGAUGAAGAGUGGGAUUAAUACUGGUGUAAUUGAAAUACUUUCAAUACAUGCAUCAGGGCAGUUGUACAUGUUUUGGAAGUCAAACAACACUGAUCCCAAGCAUUUUCUCUGAUGAUGCACUGAUAAAGUCAGAAAAAUGCUGAUAAAUGGCUGAUAUUAAAAUACCAUUAUUCCUAAACAAAUUAAAUCAGUUUUAUUAUAAAAAAGGGAUAUUCAUUUUGAGAUUUGCAUUUAAGAGUUAUUUAAAUUAUAAUAAUAUUUUUUGUACCUUAUGCUAAAGGUAAUUAAAAGGUAAUCUAAUGUACAAAAGUAAAAUAUUGUAUCAAACGUAUCAUGCAUAGCUUGUCUUACUCCUCUUAAGGGUUCUCAGUUUCUGAGUGUUUCAGAUGAUGUAGAUAUCUCUAACAUUAUAUAAUGUGAAUGAGUACUGAAUGUAUUUACAAUAUGUAAAUGAAGUAAAAUGUGAAUUGAAAAGUGAA
This is a messenger RNA of Puntigrus tetrazona (Sumatra barb), 2699 nucleotides long. RefSeq names its product WASP actin nucleation promoting factor a (gene wasa). The record is from RefSeq and is a predicted model, not a curated record. Gene Ontology annotation, biological process: actin filament organization. NCBI's taxonomy places the organism in Eukaryota, Metazoa, Chordata, Actinopteri, Cypriniformes, Cyprinidae. The transcript has 11 exons. The coding region runs from base 292 to 2238 and encodes 648 amino acids. Gene Ontology annotation, molecular function: actin binding.